AUGAUGGCAGUCAGUCACCUCUGCAGACUUUCAGAGCUUCUCUCAUGGCCUGGUGCCUGCUCAUCUCUGGUUGAAUCCAAAUCAAAAUGUGAGUCUUUAUUCCAGCUGGUUCCAGUCCUCGUCUGUCUCCUGGCUCCUCAGCUGAUCAGCGCUCAGCUCGUCCUGCCCGUCGACUGUGAUGACAUCCAUAACAACGACCACAGCAGACCCAGCGGAGUGUACACCAUCUACCCCAUCGGAUCCACGUCUGCUGUCCAGGUGUACUGUGACAUGGACUCACUGGGAGGAGGAUGGACGGUGUUCCAGAGGAGGAUGGAUGGCUCGGUGAACUUCUACAGACCCUGGGAUCAGUAUAAGAUGGGCAUUGGGAGCGCUGCUGGAGAGUACUGGCUCGGUCUUGAAAAUAUUUUCCACCUGACUCUGAGAAGGAAGUACGAGCUGCUGGUGGACAUGGAGGACUUUGAUGGAAACUCGGCGUCUGCUCGUUACACCUCCUUCUCCAUCGACUCUGAGACAGACGGAUACACCCUGCAUGUUUCUGGAUUCAUGGAUGGAGGCGCCGGAGACUCUCUGACCUAUCACAGUGGAAUGAAGUUCUCCACCUUUGACAAAGACCAGGACUCACAGCCUGACAGCAGCUGUGCCAUAACAUUCUUGGGGGCGUUCUGGUACAACGACUGUCAUUACGCCAAUCCAAACGGGGUUUAUCGCUGGGGGGCUGAUGGCACUCUCAGAGCUGUAGGAGUGGAGUGGCACCAUUGGAAAGGCCGGGACUACUCUCUGAAGAGCAUCAGCAUGAAGAUCCGUCCUGUUCAGUAGACCACCAGGACCAAUCAGCUGAUCAUCAACAUGAUCUCUUUAGAUGGUAAACACCAGCCUCUCUGAUCAUGUAGAAGGAGCUCCACAAGGAGACCAGAAGGUUUUCUAAAUCCAGUCUGGUUGAGCUCUGAACACCUGUUGGUUCUUACCUGAUGAGAAUAAAUGAGCAGAAACUGUC
Messenger RNA from Cheilinus undulatus (humphead wrasse), 997 nucleotides. Its product is annotated as microfibril-associated glycoprotein 4-like. Lineage: Eukaryota; Metazoa; Chordata; Actinopteri; Labriformes; Labridae. Gene Ontology annotation, biological process: elastic fiber assembly. Bases 1 to 819 code for a protein of 272 amino acids. The transcript is spliced from 5 exons. The record is from RefSeq and is a predicted model, not a curated record.